Messenger RNA from Leguminivora glycinivorella, 411 nucleotides. RefSeq lists its product as uncharacterized. Bases 43 to 411 code for a protein of 122 amino acids. The transcript has 3 exons. The record is from RefSeq and is a predicted model, not a curated record. NCBI's taxonomy places the organism in Eukaryota, Metazoa, Arthropoda, Insecta, Lepidoptera, Tortricidae.
UUUUCUUUGUUCGAUUUUUCAGGAGACAGAUUAAUCUUCACCAUGGCGAAGAUGACAGAAGCCGAAAUCCUGGCCAAGAUGAAGGUUCUCGAGGACCGCAUCAAAGCCCCCUCCAUUUGGGGCCGAGUGCCUUGCGGAGUCCGGUUCGAAGAUCUUCAGGACAAAUAUUAUGAAGAUACUGUGAGGCUGUUGAAGAAACAUUACUUACCUGAGGAACUGACAUACAGAUCGGUGAAGAUAACCGAGGACAAGGAGGGCGUGGACGAGUUCGUGCACAACUUGCGGAUCUGGAUGAAGGACAAGAUGUCCAUCGCGGCCGUGAAGGAGGGCACGGAGAAGCUCGUCGGCUGCCUCAUCAUGCGCAUACAGGAGAAAAGUGAGUUGCUAUACAAGUGUCCUGUCCUGAGUUGA